Messenger RNA from Aspergillus heteromorphus CBS 117.55, 2706 nucleotides. RefSeq names its product Golgi transport complex subunit COG4. NCBI's taxonomy places the organism in Eukaryota, Fungi, Ascomycota, Eurotiomycetes, Eurotiales, Aspergillaceae. Bases 78 to 2576 code for a protein of 832 amino acids. The transcript has 2 exons. The record is from RefSeq and is a predicted model, not a curated record.
CCCUUUUCUCCUUCUCCUUCCCCUUCCCCUUCCCCUAAAUUGCGUCUCACCCUCCCAUCCUCCUCCUCCGGCGGACCAUGCCUAAAUCUACCGCUGCUGUGGCUAAUGGCCACGCAGUGGUCUCCUCCCCGUCCGACCCUCGGCCGUCCGAAUCAUCCCCCCCAGCCGACAUCUUCAACGCCAGCUCCGUCGCCGAGAUCAAAGCCACCCUGUCGCACCUGCACGACCAGGAGGCCUCUGUUACAGCCCGCCUGGACGCCCUCGUUGCCUCCCAGAAGGACUUCUCCCGAGAGCUCGGCCGCCUGGACUUGCUCCGCGCCCACCUCGGGUCCCACACCACCACCACGCGCACUAUCAGCCAUGGCAUGCUGUCCAACGCCGCAGCCACUGCCGACCGCAUCUCCAGCGCCGUCCGCCGCCUCGACCUGGAACAAUCUCGCGUCAAAUCUACUCUGGAAGUCGUCGAGCAGGUCUCCGAGCUCAAGGCCUGCGUGCUGGGUGUUGCGGGCUCCAUGGGUGCGCCCCAGGACUGGGAGACGGCCGCCAGCUACCUGAACCGGGCCGCCAGGAUUCCCCCGGAGGUGGUGCAUGGGGCCUUCGCCGCCCAGAUGGUUCCUACGGCCGAGGUGCCUGAUCCCCCGAAUGUCACCCUCGACAACGCCGCCGAGUCGCUCUGCGGCUUGUUCCUGCGCGAGUUCGACAAGGCCGUCAAGGAGAACAACGACGCCCGGAUCACGCGCUUCUUCAAGCUGUUUCCGCUCAUCGGGCGCUCCGAGGUGGGCCUGGAUGUCUACGGACGCUACGUCUGUCAGGGUGUCGCUGCGCGGGCCCGCUCCAAUCUCAACGCAGGCACCGGGGGCUCCGCAACUAAGGAUGGCUUCUUCUACGCGAAUGCACUCACCAAGCUGUUCGAGCAUAUCGCGCAGAUUAUCGAUGGUCACGGAGGCCUGGUGGAACGCCAUUACGGGCCGCGCAAGAUGAACCGGGUCAUCGAGCGUCUGCAGCUCGAGGCGGAUGUCCAGGGCGGGAUCAUCCUGGAUACCUGGAGCGAUGAGAGGCACGUGGACCGCAAGCUGACUGACACCAAGUCAUACGCGUUCACCUUUCUCGUGCAAAGCUUUCUUCCGCCCCAGCGCGGUGGGACGCCCCGGUCCAACUCGCCUGCGGUCCGGGACGGAGCCGCGGCCGAGGAUGAGGGCGUGGAUAUGAAGGAGAUCGACGGGCUCCUCAACGAAAUGGCAAUUAUGUUGGGUCGCUGGUCGCUGUACUGCCGGUUCCUAGCAGACACAUGCAACCCCCCCGGCGACGAGAACCAAAAGUUCACCCUCCCUCAGUUCCUCCGAGAAUCCACCCUAUCCAAGAAGAUCAGCGAGCGUCUCGCCGGCCCGUUCAACACCAUGACCACCUUCUUCUUCCGACGAUCCGUGGAGAAGGCGUUCCAGCUGGACGAACAACCCUCUGGCUUGACCCUCAAUCCGCUGAGACCGCUCAAGUGCGAACCGCCGCACAUCACCUCCGCCGUCGACGACAUCAUGUACAUCGUGAACAAGGUCCUGCAGCAGUCCCUGGCGACGUCGCAGAUCUCUGUCGUCACCGGCGUCGUGCCCACGCUCUCGCGGGUCCUGGGCUCGGACUUCAUCGGCAUGACCCAGCGCAAGAUGCGCGACGAGUGCUACCCCCGCGCCGUCGUCCAGGGCGGCCAUCCCCCGGAGCCGCUCGUGAUCUCCUUCCUCGUCCUGAUCAACAACCUCGACGUCGCCGUCGACUACGUCCGCCGCAUCCUGAAUAACCACAUCGAGCCCAAAAAGGCCCUCCCGGGCCCCGAUGGCCAGCCCGAGGAGGUCGACCCGCUGCUCGCCCUCUUCCCCGUGCCCGAGGAUGCCCGUCGCGCCACCCAAACACUGCAGUCGCUGUCCGCCUCAUUCGAGUCCAAGGUCACCGACCUCCUCUCCGACGGCAUCCAGGUCGUCUUUAACAAUGUCAUCAAACACCGGCUCCGCCCCAUCCUGUCCGAUGCCUUCCGCGACAUCGAAUACCAGCCGCGUGAAGACACCGACCCAACCCGCACCGUCUACCACGACGACGACUCAGACGACCCCGAUUUUGUCACUGACGGCACCGUCCGGGACGACGACACCGACCCGACCAGCCGCGCCGAGCUCGUCCGCCCGCGCUUCGCCGCCGCCUGGACCGAGCUGCUCCUCCCGCUGUGUCGCAUCCUCACCGCGUCCGCCUUCGACCGUCUCCUUACCGUCACUGUGGCCUAUCUAGCCCGGCUCCUGGAAAAGCGUCUCUGGUCGUACCACGGCCGCGUGAACGCCCUCGGCGCCACCCGUCUGGAACGCGACCUCGCAGGCGUGGUGAGCGCCGCCGUCGACAUAGGCGGCACGCAGGCAGCCCCGGGCCGAUACCGCCACCGCGAGGCAUUCGCGCGCUGUCUGCAGAUGGUGCUGGUGAUGGGCAUGGACGAGGACGAAUGGGACGAUGUCCUCCGUGGCGGCGAGACCGCUGACGUCGUCGACAAGUUAAGUCGGGAGGAGAGGAUGCGCGUGCGAGGCAUGGUGCGGAAGGUUUAAUUCUUGUCUUUAUCGUAGAAUUCUCUUUCUCUCCCCCCACUCCCACACUCUCGUGGUCUUCUUUCUUGGAAGGAUUAGAACCCACUGUUGUUUUUUUAGCCAUUCAUUGUAUAUAUCUAUCUAUCUAUUU